Molecule: messenger RNA, 1507 nt
Organism: Amaranthus tricolor (Joseph's coat)
Lineage: Eukaryota; Viridiplantae; Streptophyta; Magnoliopsida; Caryophyllales; Amaranthaceae
Product: bidirectional sugar transporter NEC1-like
Exons: 5
Coding region: 179-1138 (319 amino acids)
Biological process (GO): carbohydrate transport
Cellular component (GO): membrane
Molecular function (GO): sugar transmembrane transporter activity
Source: RefSeq, a predicted model, not a curated record
AUCCCACAGUUGCCAAUAUAACAUCUCUUAAUUAUUCUCACUUAUUCUCUUAAUUAAUUGAAGCUUGUUAAGCUUCCUCUCCUUAAUCCUUAUUAGAUUAAUUUCUUUGAAAUUAAUUAAGGAUUAAGGUUGAGAUAAUUUAAUUAUAUAGCUAAUUAAAAUUAAAAAAAUAAUAAAAAUGGCACUGUCUCCUCAACAUCUUCAUCAAUUAACCUUCAUUUUUGGCAUUCUUGGAAAUUUUGUGUCUUGUGGUGUUUUCUUAGCUCCAUUGCCAACAUUUUGGAGUAUAUACAAGAAGAAAUCAACUCAAGGGUUUCAAAGUAUACCUUAUUCAGUUGCACUCUUUAGUGCUAUGCUGUUAUUGUAUUAUGCUCUAAUCAAAGAAAGCAAUGGAAUGAUGAUCAUCACCAUAAACACCUUUGGUUUUGUCAUUGAAAGCUUCUAUCUUAUUGUUUUUCUCAUUUAUGCUACCAAAAAUGUCAGGGUAUAUACAGCGAGGUUGAUUGGACUGUUUAAUGUAGUGUUCUUUGGAGUGAUAGUUGCAAUAACAAUGUUGUUUGUUCGAGGAAAUGAUGAACAUACAAUCUUAUCACGCGGUGGAUUACGUGAAAAUGUUGUUGGAUGGAUUUGUGGUAUCUUUUCCGUAUGUGUCUUUGCUGCUCCUCUUAGCGUCAUGAGGAUGGUAAUAAGGACCAAGAGUGUAGAGUUCAUGCCAUUUGGGUUAUCAUUCGCCCUUACAUUCUGCGCAGUUUUUUGGUUUUUCUUUGGCUUUCUCAUCAAAGACUACUACAUUGCCUUACCAAAUGUGCUUGGAUUUUUAUUUGGAAUAGCUCAAAUGAUACUUUACACAAUAUAUAAGGCUUCAUCAAAGAAGCAAAAGAAAAUUUUGGAUUUAAUGAUAACAGAAGGAGAUAUAAUGCAACUUCAUCAAGAAUUAUCAGUUGAUAUAAAGCUUGGAAAGGUAGAGAAAAAGGAGCAAGAAUCUAUGGAUAAAGAGCCACAAAAUAAGGUAACUGCUGCGGAAAGCAUUCAAGUAAUUGUCCAAGAAAUGAUAAAAAUGGACGAAGUACACAACAACAAAGAAAUUGAUGGAAAUCUAACGCUUGGUAAUCCUCCACGUGGAGAUUGCAAUGUUUGAAGGAAAUAAGUAAGGAAGUUGCAUGAAGUUUCUUCUUGUUCAUUCUCACCAUUGUGCUUUGGUGGUGAAUUAUCAAAAAAAAAAAGUUAUGUGGGUCCAUUAUUCUUAAAAAUCAAGGGGGUUAAGAAAAAAAAUUCUUUUUAAAAAAAAUUCUUUUUGUUUUAAGUCGGAUUAUUAGUUGAGUUAUUAAUUGUAAUAAAUUGUAACGAGUAAUCUGAUUAGAACAAAAGAGUAUAUUAUUUGUUUUAGGAGGUGAUUGAGGUGAAGAGGAAGCUAGGAAGUUUUAUGUAUAUUUUUUUCUAUGUUCUUAGAUUAAUUAAUUAUUGUACUUUUCUUAUUUAAUUCCAUGUGUUUCUCUAUUUAGAGUAA